Molecule: messenger RNA, 1632 nt
Organism: Anas platyrhynchos (mallard)
Lineage: Eukaryota; Metazoa; Chordata; Aves; Anseriformes; Anatidae
Gene: AQP2
Product: aquaporin 2
Biological process (GO): water transport; transmembrane transport
Cellular component (GO): apical plasma membrane; plasma membrane
Molecular function (GO): water channel activity
Source: RefSeq, a predicted model, not a curated record
AAGAAAAGCGUCAGGUUUCCUAUGCCCACGAUCCCACCUCCUUCAGCAGGCGACCCUUCGGCAUCCUGCAUCCAUAUAUAAACAUCUUGUCCCCCCGCCAUUCUCUCUGGACACAGAAGUGACAGUGGCGAUUGCCUUUGGACACCGCGGGCAGGGUCAGUCCUUGCAGCCUCCAGCAACGGCCUCUCCAUGAUGUGGGAACUCCGAUCCGUAGCCUUCACCCGGGCUGUCCUUGCAGAAUUUUUGGCGACCUUGGUCUUCAUCCUCUUUGGUCUGGGCUCUGCUCUGAACUGGCCCUCAGCUUCCUCCCCGAGCAUCCUCCAAAUCGCACUGGCUUUUGGCUUGGCCAUCAGCACACUGGUCCAAGCCUUGGGGCACAUCAGCGGAGCCCACAUCAACCCAGCGGUGACGGUGGCUUGCCUCAUCGGCUCCCACGUCUCCUUCCUCCGCGCAGUCUUCUACGUGGUGGCCCAGCUCCUGGGGGCUGUUGUGGGGGCUGCCAUCCUACAUGAGAUCACGCCAGCAGACUCCCAGGAAGGCUUAGCCAUCAACAAGCUGCAUAACGAGACGACGACAGGGCAGGCGGUGACCGUCGAGCUCUUCCUCACCUUCCAGCUGGUCCUGUGCAUCUUCGCUUCCACCGAUGAGCGCCGGGAGGACAACCUGGGAUCCCCCGCCCUGUCCAUUGGCCUUUCCGUCACUGUUGGACAUCUCCUUGGGAUCCGUUACACCGGCUGCUCCAUGAAUCCAGCCAGAUCUUUCGCCCCUGCUGUGAUAGUUGGAGACUUCAGUGACCACUGGGUCUUCUGGGUGGGCCCUCUGAUCGGGGCAGCAGCAGCUUCCAUCCUCUACAAUUACAUCCUCUUCCCACAGUCCAAAACCUUCUCGGAGAGACUUGCCAUCUUCAAGGGCUUGGAGCCAGAGGAGGACUGGGCAGAGCGCGAGGUCCGCCGGCGGCAGUCGGUGGAGCUGCACUCACCGCAGACCCUGCCGAGGGGGAUGUCAGAGAAGGUGUAGCCGAACCCCCCCAGGCCAAGAGAGGAGCUGGAGAAAAAUCUGACAUCCAUUUCGGAGACAGCACCCACUCAGCUGGGCAUUUCACCUCUCCCCUCUCUCCCUUUUCUUUUUGCUGGGGGGGAUAACCCAUCUCCUGGGGAGACCUCCCAUCACCCAGCUCUCUCUCUGCCUGGUGGUUUUCUAACCCCGGGGGAAAGCACCAUUAAACCAACACAACCAGUGUAGCAACAGGAACAAGCACACCAGGGUGUGCUCCUUCUGGCUGGCUCCUUCCAUGUCCCCCUGCAGUAGCUGGUGCUCAAGCGGAGGUCGCUGCCCUUCACGAAGAGCUCGGAGGCGCUGCGGAGAGUUGUUAUUACAGGCACCUCCUGGGUGUGGAGGUUGCCACCCGAUGCCUCACUGCUGUAGAAGUCAAAAAAAAAAAAAGAAGCCAAAAAGGCCCCCACUGUCUGCCACAGCAAAAAUAUUGAUUCUGGUCCUCCACCUUGGUCCUUCAAUGAGAAAGGAGCACUUGAACACUAUUUCAAAAAUAUUUUUUAAAAUAAAUUUGUAAUCUGUUCCUAGACUGAGCAAUGCGAAUUAAAAUCAUGUUACCAUUCAGAGUGUAAAAUUGUA